Molecule: messenger RNA, 3124 nt
Organism: Lolium perenne
Lineage: Eukaryota; Viridiplantae; Streptophyta; Magnoliopsida; Poales; Poaceae
Source: RefSeq, a predicted model, not a curated record
UGAAGGUUCCAUAUCCAUUUGAAGAUGAGCAGGAAUCACCGAUGAUGAUGGGCAUGAAAACUGUGUUCUUCCUUGAAGAGAGUUUCAUUCUCACAGCUGAACUAAGAAGAUCCUGUGAUGGCCAGAAGGAGUUGAUUCUCGUCAAGCUCCUCCUUUCAAGAUCACCUUUUCAAGCACGUACCAGGGGCCUAUGAAUUGCCCGAUGAUCCGUGGGAAAGAUUGACGAAGGCGGCCACAAAAGCUCAAUGCAGGCGCCAAAGCAAGAUCCUCUUUACAUGUUUGUUGGAAUUUUUGGAAGGAGCACAACAGACACAUUUUCAUCAAAUAAUACUUACAUGAGUAGGUGUAUUUUAUUGCCUAUGAAAACAUAGUUGUAGACCACAGUUUGGCGGCCACUUCUUUUCACUAGCUGCGUCUAGCGAUUGAACUGGCGAGUAGUUUGGCUUCCUUAUGGGAGGACUGAGCCUCCCCUCCUCUUUACUAGGAGGCUCAGCAAUAUCAAAGACGGCACCAAACCAAUCUACACCUGCCUGAUUUUGUACUGUUGUUCGUAUUUUUCCUGAUUGGUAUAGCAGAAGUUACAAUGGAUCUAUGGGCUGGUAUGGUGGCUAGAGAAAUACUAGAGAAUAAUAAAGGUUAUGACAUGUACUGUCAACUUGCGUCUAUGUUCCAUGUUAAGCAAGUAACCAAACCUGUGAAAGUUCAGUAAUACAGAUAGAGAAGAAAACAAUGGUCAUGAGAGUAAUCUGGAUGUAAUCUAGUUGCUUUAAUUUUUUUCAUUCCAUUAGGAGAUAAAAAUUGAUAGUCUGGUAGUGAGGUUUGGUUACAUAUCGUUUCUCAAUCAUGACUCGUCAUGAUCCAUGAACCGGUGAAUAAGGAGAAUGCAUGUUUGGGCCUUAAUCCAGUUUCUUUAUUUUUUGUCUGGCACCAACCCCACUUCGAAUUUUUUAUUUUCCUUCUUUUAAGCAGGCAUAUAUUUCUCCGUUGAAAAGUUCAAUUGACGUUUUGGCACAUACUCUUUUCUGCAUCAAAUACAAAUUAUACAAUAAGGAAAAAAAACUGCCUAUCUUAGGAAGCCCUUUAGAAAAAGCUGCGGGUAAAAUAACAAGGAAAUGCAACAACCAUAUGUUCUUUCCAUACUUAGUCAAUGCUACGUACCAAUUGAUGAAACGUGCCUCACAAAGUACAAGUUUAUUUUUGAAGAAACUCACGUGGAUGUAUGUUCAUCUCUGGAGUGAUAUAUAGUGUUCUGUAUAGCAUAGCUCGCAUAAGUCAGAUACUGCAUCUCGUGAUCGGUCCCAUGGGCCAGGCCAUGGACGCCACAUCUGAAACCUUGAUACCUAUCCAAGAGUUGGUGAGGAAGACAACUGAGAAACUCGAGGCCAAUUUCUCUAAGAUAGGAACCAAGAUCCAUAGGUUCCCACGAGGUCUGCGAUUUGUCAGCAAACAUGACCGCUACAUCGCCCCGAGCUUUGUGGCCCUCGGACCGUACCACCAUGGCUUACCGCAGCUGCAAGAAGUAGAGGAGGUCAAGCAUGCAGCAGCACACUACUUCUGCAUGCAGUCGGGCAACUCGAUUGAGGAAGUCCACGGUAAGAUCCUCUCUGUAGUAGGUGAAGCCCGUGGAUGCUACUCUGAAGAUGCGGUCUCGGGUUUCAGCCACUCCGAAUUUGCAGCUAUGAUGUUCCUGGAUGGUUGCUUCCUGCUCCGGUAUAUACAUGACUUUAUGUAUGCAGAAUCUGCAUUGUUCUCAAAUCGGGCAGUCCUAUCCACAGGGCCUUGCAUGUUGAGGGACAUCUUUAUGCUGGAGAAUCAGCUUCCUUGGUUGGUGCUCGAGGUUCUCAUGACCUUCACCGAUAUUCCUAUGUGCCAGUUUAUAGUUAGCACAGCGUCUACCUUUGACACCGGUUGGAUUCAAAUAACAAGGCUUCCUGAGAAUGAACUCAAGAGGUACAGGCCACCACAUCUCCUUGGGUUCCUCCGAUACUAUCUGAUAGGCAACAUGCCUCCGACUCCGAGGGUUCCGAGUUCGUUUAUCAGAAAGUUUGCACUAGCAAGUGGUGCAAUUGAACUCGCGGAAAUUGGAGUCAAGCUAACGGCCAGUAAUAAGAGAUGGUUCGCGGACAUGAGCGUCCAGAAAGGAUACCUCGCCGGUGAGCUCUCCCUGACACCAUUAUUCCUGAACGACUACACUGCUAGCUGGCUCGUCAACAUGGCGGGACUUGAAGCAUGCACGUCCACCGGCUGGCCUUCUGAUGGCUACAACAUCAGCUCGUACCUCUCCCUGAUCGCCAUGUUGAUGGACAAGGAGGAGGAUGUGCACGAGCUGCGAGCUAAGCACCUCGUGCGUAGCUUCUUCAGCAACCAGGAGAUGCUAGACUUGUUCAAGGGCCUCGCCUGUCACUUGCGCCUCGGCUGCGGCUACAUCGUUAUCUUGGAGAAGAUUGAUGAGUACAAGUGUGAGAGGCAUGUGCGAAUCGUCCUGCAUAAGUUCUUCUACCACAACUUCAAGAUCAUUGUCGCCUUGCUCUCUGUUGCUAGCGUGCUCGUCGGCAUCUUCAAAACCCUCCUAAGCCUCAACCAAAAUUAAUUAGCACUAGAAUAUUACAAGUGCAUGUGUGCAAGUUGGGGGACUAGCUUUUGGGAUGGUUGAUUUUUGUAUCCUGCCGCUUUCUUAUGAUGUGACGCUGUAUUGUUGUAGUGGUUCUAUCUGUGCACCACAGGAUGCAAAUGCUUGGUGAGAUUCGUGCUCUCAUCUGUCAUGAAAAAAUCUGGUGUGAUGCUAAUAAUAAAAUAUGCCAGUUAUACGUUCCCAAUGGUGUACUUUUUAGAAUACAUAACUCAUAUAUUAUUGGUCUAAUUGAUGGUCAAAACAGAUAGUAAAAAUAUGUGCAGCCUUAGAAACCGAGAAAGAGGGUGUACUUAGGAUGGGGUUACCCUAAAAGUCUCAGGGGGUAUCCUACAGAUUUGCCAUUAUCUUGGACAAAAUUUGUCUCUUAUUUUGUAAUUGUUUUGCAGUUAUAUUGGUUAUCUUGACUAGAGUUAUCUACUUCGAUCUUGAUAUAUCGGUUACAACAGGUGUGCUGCGCAUAAGAAUGACCGUCCAAUUGUAACAGAAACAAUA